AUGAGCACGCUAGGACUCCGAAUAGACACUGAAAAACACCAUGGAUCUCGCUGGACAAGCUUUUUGGGCCACAAACCGCGCGAGACAGCGCCACCGCAGAGUACGACGCUGCUGCUGGGACCAGCGCCUGCAUCGCUCCCUAGGACUCCGUCGCCAGCUCUUUCAUCAGAUACAUCGCAGCCUAUUAAUGUAGACGUUUCUCCUUUGCCAUCCCCGCUUUUGGGACCUCGGCUCGACGUGGAGACGCUGGCGACGACGGGCUCCAAGACCAACGCCUUCUUCAGCUCACCCUGGAAGUCGCUCGUGGCUACUCCAGUGCCUCCUCCACCUAUAACAUUGGUACCAAGCCCCUCUACAGACCCGACGCCUAGCAAUGGGCUCUCGACUUCGGAUCCAGUCAACAUUCCAAAACCAGCGCCCCAACUUGCAACUCGUAACUCUCAAACAGUCGACUUUUUCAGUUCUGCUGCAAAGCAUAUACCAUCUCCACCACUAUCAGUUCGCCAUCUCUCCCCUCCGGACGAAAAGCCGGACUCAGCCCCAGCGUUGCGCCUCCAUCUCGCACGUUUGGCACAGACGCGAGCCGUUCCCGACCAAUCGUCCACACGCUCGUUUGACGAAGUCGACACCGGUUCCAGGAGCAGGUCCUCGUCGUAUUCUUCCACCAAUGGCUUUAUCAAACCGGCCCCGCGUGACUUUGCCUAUUGGACACCCGAGAGCUCAAACCUCUCGCGCUCAUCCUCGCGUUCAUCUGUCAGCGGUGUUCGACGCGAUUUGGGGUUUACCCUCUACGAUGUUCCCGCAUCGUCUUCCUACUCGCCCUCGACACAUCCUUCUUCACCACUUGGUCGAAUACGACAGAUUGAUGAAACACCGAUGCCCAUGUCGCCGAUGGAAAUGCUCACACCACGACCCGUAGAUUCCGACCCUGUCGCUCCCACGGCCAUUCAUAAUCCUCACGCACUCGUGAGACGAGAAACACAGCGCAACCCAUCGGAGAAAGAGUUACAAGUCGGCAUGACGAUUGGCGAUGAUGCACCUCUCGUUCUCGUUCGACUGCUUGGCCAUGGUGCCUUUAGCUCCGUUUGGCUGGCCCGUGACAUUGAGGAUCGGCUGAUCCCACCUGGGCCCCGACAGCGCAGACGAAAGUCGGUCAGCACGGCCCGGAGAAAGGGGGAUGCGCUACCGGGACUUCGACCAGCGCCCCACGCGACGACCCGCCUCGGUGUUCUCAACGAGCUUGACGGUGAAGGCGCGUCUUUGCCUAGCCCACUGGCCGAGAAUGAACCCCGUGGGCGUGAGCUAGGCCCGCCUAGUAAAGUCGGGAAGCUUGUUGCCGUCAAGACGCUUGAUCGGAAACUGUGCGACGUCAACGAUCGCACGCGAAUAGCGUUUGUUCGCGAGGUCGAGGUUUUGCGCCACAUUUCUCAUCCGUCUAUUGUCGCCUUUUUGCAUUCGUUUACCAUCGAGACCCACCAUUGUCUGGUCCUCGAGCAUGUCAGUGGAGGAGAGCUGUUUGAGCUCAUCAACUCUGACGAAAACUAUGCUAAAAUGACUACGCCUCUUAUUCGUCGUAUGUGGGGCGAACUUUGUCGAGCCGUUGGUUGGCUUCAUGGAGUCGCCGUUGUCCAUCGCGACAUUAAGCUCGAAAAUAUUAUCCUCACGGUCAACCCAUUCCGACACACCGAAGCGAUCGAUGUCGCCCUAUUGCCGCAACCACUAGUCAAGCUUACCGAUUUUGGCCUGGCACGGUUCAUCGAUCUAAAUCAGCCAAUGCUCACGACCCGCUGUGGUUCGGAAUCCUACGCGGCACCAGAAAUUGUCAUGGGAUCAAGCUAUGACGGCAGGCAAACGGAUGCGUGGGCCUGUGGCAUUGUGCUGUAUGCUCUCGCCGUUCGUACCCUACCAUUUGAUCCAAAAGGAACGGAUAAUGGUCAGGGUUCACGAAGACGGUACCUAGUGCGGAUCGCAAAGGCCGAAUACUCGUUUCCAGACGAUGCGACACUGGCCACGGACGACCUCAAGGCCAUGGUUGCUCGUCUUCUUGUCCGCGAUCCGAUAAAGCGCGCCAAGAUUUCCGAAAUCUGGGAGGACGACUUUAUGCGUGGCAAGGGUGCUCCGAGUCCCCCAUGGCGCGUCGCUGCUCGUCGACGGGUAGAGGUUGGUGUGACAGAAAUCAUUGGUGGCGACAAGGAACCAACCGAGGAGCAUGAGGACGAAUAUGAGGAGGGUGUCCUGGUCGAUGGACACGAUAUUGACGAAAUAGCGUCGCAGGAGCUGCACUAA
This is a messenger RNA of Serendipita indica DSM 11827, 2286 nucleotides long. Lineage: Eukaryota; Fungi; Basidiomycota; Agaricomycetes; Sebacinales; Serendipitaceae. The record is from the annotation of a GenBank genome assembly.